This is a messenger RNA of Exophiala bonariae, 792 nucleotides long. RefSeq lists its product as uncharacterized. Lineage: Eukaryota; Fungi; Ascomycota; Eurotiomycetes; Chaetothyriales; Herpotrichiellaceae. Gene Ontology annotation, biological process: mitochondrial respiratory chain complex IV assembly. The record is from RefSeq and is a predicted model, not a curated record. The transcript has a single exon. Gene Ontology annotation, cellular component: mitochondrial inner membrane. Bases 1 to 792 code for a protein of 263 amino acids.
AUGAAGAUCCUCACAAAAGAACAAGAACGAGAGCACUACAAUGCAGUCCUCUACGGCGGUACAGUCGGCGGCACUGUCGGUCUUGCCGUAGGUUUCGCGGGUGUCGCUCUUGCCCAAAGGCGUUAUCAAUAUUUCCGCAGUCUGACGCUUCCCCUCAAAGCCUUUCUGAUCACUUCCAGCGGUACUUUUGCCGGUAUCAUCAACGCUGACCACUACUCUCGAAAAUAUGAAAGCGAAUCCAAUCCACUGGACGUGGAUUACAGGCGACGAGAGUCGGAGAAACUGGCCGCCGAAAGAGCAGGGAAAUCGUUCACAGAAAAGGCCAUGGACUUUGGACGCCGGGAACGGUAUAAGAUUGUCGGUGCCAGCUGGAUUGCAUCAAUGGCCACGGCAUUCGCUAUUGUCAACCGGAAUAAAUACCUGUCGGGUCCCCAAAAGCUUGUUCAGGCCAGAGUUUACGCCCAGUUCCUGACUGUGGGUGUCCUUGUCGCAACCGCAGCUUUCGAGAUCUCGGACUCGAGAAACGCCAAAGGACGAUAUGAAACUGUCAGAUAUCUCGACCCGAGUGACCCAGAGCACAAGCGAUACCUUGAAAAGCAGGUUGAGCGAGAAACUUCCAGCCAAGGCAACCAGCCCGGCUCUGAUGACCUAUGGAAGGACAUGGUCGCGGCUGAAGAGGAGAGAAUCAAGGAACGCGAGGGAAGACACAAGGAACUGGAGAAGCAACACCACAAAAAGAAUGGCAAGAAAUCAGAAAAGAAGCAAGAUGAUUCUGGAGACAAGAAAGAAUAA